Messenger RNA from Prunus armeniaca (apricot), 489 nucleotides. NCBI's taxonomy places the organism in Eukaryota, Viridiplantae, Streptophyta, Magnoliopsida, Rosales, Rosaceae. The record is from the annotation of a GenBank genome assembly.
AUGGAUAGUUUGCCGGUACUAAUGUAUGAUUGGAUGCAACUUGCUUCUUUAUCAAACCAGCGUCCUCAUGAAAGGUUGGAUAUCUCCUACUCUUGCGAGAUACAAGAGAGCCCCGUGCACCUGAAAUUCCCAAUGUUAAGAGGGGAGAAAAGUGCAAUACCUCUCUUGUAUCUCGCAAGAGUAGGAGAUCCAACCUUUCAUGAGGACGCUGGUUUGAUAAAGAAGCAAGCUGCAUCCAAUCUUACAUUAAUACCGGCAAACUAUCCAUUGGCUUCGGCAGCCCCUCUACUUUGUGCUGGAAUUACUGUUUAUGCUUCAACGGUACGCCAUAAGAUGAACCAACCUGGUAAAUCUCUAGGGGUGAUUGGCCUUGGUGGCCUGGGUCACAUGGCAGUGAGGUUUGGCAAGGAAUUUGGUUUGAAUGUAACAAUUUUCAGCACUAGUAUAUCCAAGAAAGAGGAAAGCUUUAAGUCAGCUGGGUGCAGAUAA